Molecule: messenger RNA, 1662 nt
Organism: Trypanosoma conorhini
Lineage: Eukaryota; Euglenozoa; Kinetoplastea; Trypanosomatida; Trypanosomatidae
Exons: 1
Coding region: 1-1662 (553 amino acids)
Source: RefSeq, a predicted model, not a curated record
AUGCAGGACGACUCGGCGCCUGCCGAGUCCUCGGCGACGGACAAGGAUGAUGUGUGGUCCAUCGCCAGCAUCCCGCCCAGGUUUAGUAAAUUGUUAGGCGCGUUGGACGAUGCCGCCUUUACGCAUAACAUUUCCGCCUACGAGGGGUUUGGCUCUUUUCACUCUGGAAACGUUGAGGAACUCAUCGCCGUGGAGAGUGGCGCGUACCACCCCCCACUGCUGCCGCCCUUCGCGAGGAGGGUGCUGGGGCGCAGCGAACUCUGCCAGCUCCUCGCCGCGAAGGAUGAGGAGGAGCGGAUGGAGAUCAGGAAGCGGCCCAUUCAGCGGUGCGAAUUUGGGCUUCCCUUUCGUCAGGAGCAUUUCACUGUCACACCUGAGUUUGUCUUCAUUAACCAUGGCGCCUUUGGAGGAACUCUCUGCGGCGCCUUGGCGAUCAAGCACGGCUACGAGGAACUCAUGGAGCGACAGGUGGUGGAGUACAUGGAUCGGGAACUGCUGCCUCUGGUCGUGUACAGUGUUCGAAGGCUGGCAGAGUUUUUCAACGCAAACCCUCAACAAGUUGUCUUGCUUCAAAAUGCAACCUUUGCGCUGAACUGUGCGAUGCAGCUGAUCGCAAAGGAUGACGUUGUCGCGUUUUUUGAUACCGAGUACCUUUCCGUGUACAAGAUGAUGUACUUCCGCUGCGAAAGCGUGGGUGCUACCCUGCAUGAGGUUUCACUUACAAGGCACCUGCAUGACGCUUCCAUCAUGGGAGACGAUGCAGCCCUCACAGAUGAAAUAUGUCGCCAGCUACCAAGCGGUUGCACAACUGCCGUCUUUGAUUACGUCACAUCCACCACGGCGCUUUGUUUGCCGGUGUUUACACACAUUAUUCCCGCAUUGAGGAAGCGUGGUGUGACAAAGAUUAUUGUGGACGGGGCGCAUGCCCCGUUACAGCUGCAUUUGGACUUUAAUGACCUACCGGCAGCGUCGAAGCCGAGCGUAUUUGUUGGGAACCUUCACAAGUGGUUUUCCAUCGCCAAGUCUGUCGGAUUCAUCUGGGUUAACAACUCAAUUUUGGACUCGUUUCACUCCGUUGUUCUUUCUCAUGGUGCGGGUGAUGGGUUUCUCUCGGAGUUUAUAUGGGAUGGCACACGCGACUACGGCGCCUACCUCUGUAUUCCAGCAGUCAUUGACUUUUGGCGUCUGCAGGGCGUUGAGCGUGUGCGAGAUCAUUGCGCCCACUUGCUCCAAUCGGCGGCAAAGAUGCUUACGUCCCGCUUUGGCACGCGCCCGGUAGCCCGGCAUGCUCCGUUCAUGUCUCUUGUGGAGCUUCCGGAGGCGCUGCAGGGGCCGUACUUGACGGCAAAGUAUAUUCAAGACCUCCUGCACGACAUAUACAUGCUGGAGGUCCCCGUCAAGCGGGUGGAGGGGCGCUUCUACGUACGCAUCAGCGCCUUCGUCUAUAAUACCCCUGGCGAAUACGUGUACCUGCGCGAGGCGGUCUUAGGCAUCGCCCGCAAUUGGCUGCACUCAGAACUGCAGCGACGGUUGCUUCCGCGAGGGGCCGGCGACCCCGCCGACCCCUCGCUUCCGUGUGACAAGCGGAUCCGCGAACAAGGCGGGUGUGGCGUGUCUGGGCUUGAGCCGGUGGUGAAGAAACGACGGGGCACCCGGUUCUGA